Molecule: messenger RNA, 1535 nt
Organism: Perkinsus marinus ATCC 50983
Lineage: Eukaryota; Perkinsozoa; Perkinsida; Perkinsidae
Product: Serine incorporator, putative
Exons: 8
Coding region: 1-1407 (468 amino acids)
Cellular component (GO): membrane
Source: RefSeq, a predicted model, not a curated record
AUGGGUUGUUGCGCUAUCACAGGUAUCGCUGCAGCUUGUUGCUGUUGUGUUGGUACUAGUGGUAAUACGGACUCUAUAAAGAUCGUUAAAGGGUUGGCGUUCCUCCUGCAAGUAUUAGCAGUAGUGUUGAUGUUGGUGUUUCGUACUACUAACCCUGCAUCCUGGCUCAAUGGUGUACCCGGAAUAAACAACUGUGGUAACCCAGGAGCCUCUGGUCUGUCGCCAGAUCAAGUGGAUGCUAUAGAGCAGUGCUACAGAGAUCAACUCGGUUACCGCUUUGGCACAGGUGCGGUUAUAGUAUUCCUCAUUCAGUGCAUAUUCAGCCUGUUGGGGUCUACUGUGGGCAUGGCAGUCACUGGCGCCUGGUGGAUAUUGAAGUUCCUGCUAGUGCCUGGUCUGGGCUUCAUCCUUAUGUUCGUGCCGAACUCCUUCUUCAACACUCUCAUUGACGUCUACACCGGCAUUCUAUUCAUCUUCAUAGUCCUGCAGUUGGUCGUGUUGUUGGAUUUCGGAUACUCCUGGAAUGACCUGUGGGUGGCUAAUGCGGUCGAGGAUCAAAGGGGAGAUAUGCUCAACGAGAAAGCUGGACGAAAAUGGUAUAUCGCGCUCACGACCAUUUCGGUGGUAUUCUACUUGUGGUUUAUCGCUGCGUUUAUUUGGAUGUUCACACUCACUGGUGGAUCGGCUACACUAAAUGCGGUCUUGUCUAUUACGUUUAUAAUUACCAUAAUUCUCGUAAUUUUCUCCUGGACGGAAUGGGCGAAAGCGGGGGCGCUACUACCGAGUGGUGUUGUGGCAAUGUAUGUGACGUGGCUAGCGUACUGCUCUUCGCUGUCCAACUAUGCAUACGAGGCCUCGCCGAACGCGGCACGACAGGUCAUUGGGUAUAUAGUGGCAUCGGUGGUGUUCAUAUACAUGUCGACAAGAGUUGCUAACCCGAUAUUGGUACGCCAAGAUGAGGCUAAUGUUGACGAUGUUGCGGUAGCGACAGUCCAACAGGAAAAACGUGAUGCUAAGGCUGAGGGUACUAACGACGCGGUGUCUCAGCUUGCCAACAUUGAUGUCGGUGCUACUGCUGCUACUGAGAGUUCGGGCAACAAUAAGGAUAUUGAAAAUGGCGGAGCGACGCGCCCGACGACAGCGACGGGCAGUGGGGAUAAUGAGGAAUCCACUACUGUGUCGUGGUGGCAAGUUCUGUUCCUCAAUAUAGUGCAUCUGACAGGAGCAAUGUAUUUGACAGUACUGAGCACUAAGUGGAUCAGCGAUCCUCUCACACCAGCUGAGGGCCGGUCGGCAUCUCGUGAAUUGGACUAUUGGAUUCAAGUUACCGCACUAUGGACGAUGCUGGCGCUGUUCGCAUGGACUUUGGUGGCACCCGUGUUGUUCAAGAAUCGUAAUUUCGUCUGAUCUGGGUGGUUUUGUAUACCACAGAGAGUGCCCAAACACUUCCUGUUGUGAAGUGAGUUAAAGCCCAAUAUUAUUUCACUUAUCAUCAGCGUCAUCUCAAAAGGUGGUGACCACGUCGAUUGUCAUAU